Messenger RNA from Cotesia congregata, 2112 nucleotides. The record is from the annotation of a GenBank genome assembly. NCBI's taxonomy places the organism in Eukaryota, Metazoa, Arthropoda, Insecta, Hymenoptera, Braconidae.
GCACGAUUCUUGAUGGAGAGUGGAAAAAAGUUUGUUAUAAAUUUUAGUAUUUUAAUAAUUAUAUCAAAAUGCAUAUCAACAAUUGAAACUCCCGAGAAAAAUAAUGACGAAGAAUGGGUAGUGAAAGUAGAAGGUGGAAAUCAAGUAGCUUCACUGUUAGCUCUUCAAAAUGGUUAUAAAAAUCUUGGCUUGGUCCUCGGGUUCGAAGAUAUUUAUUUGUGGUACCGAGAUGAAAACACUGUUCAGAAGAGAGCCAACAGAUUUACUAAGGACUUAAGUUCACACUCGGAGAUUAUUUGGGCGGACCAACAGAAAACUUUUACGCGCAGCAAGAGGGACUUUGUUGACAUUCCAGAGGAGGAAAGACCGCUGGUUCGGAAUAAAAGAAUUUUUCAUGUCAACGAUGUUAUGUAUAGAAAUUAUGCUGAUAGGUUUUAUAAUUCUUAUGGAAAAAAUAAUGAUAGGCUCUUUAAUGAUGAAUUGUGGAAUAAGGAGUGGUAUUUGCAAGACACGCGCAGCAGCAAAGAACUACCCAAGCUAGAUUUGAACGUGGUCCCGCUUUAUCAUCAGGGGAUAACAGGUCGCGGGAUAAGGGUGGCGGUUCUCGACGACGGGUUGGAAUACACCCACGAUGAUCUCAAGAACAACUACGAUCCUCUGAUCAGCUAUGACGUAAAUGCCAGGGAUAACGAUCCGAUCCCCCGCUACGACGCAACAGUAGAUGUGAAUGCCCAUGGAACAAGAUGUGCCGGAGAAAUAGCGAUGGAGGCCAACAAUCUCAAAUGUGGUGUCGGAAUUGCACAUGAAGCUUCAAUCGGUGGAAUUAAAUUACUCGAUGGAAUUGUGAAUGAUAGGAUUGAAGGGGAAGCUUUGGGGUACAACCAAAAUUAUAUUGAUAUAUACACAGCUUCGUGGGGCCCUGCUGAUGAUGGAAGGAGUCUUGAAGCCCCUGGAAGGCUUGCCAAUGAGGCUUUGCAACGCGGAGUCAGUCAGGGUCGUCACGGCAGAGGAAAUAUUUACGUCUGGGCCUCCGGAAACGGGGGAUCCCAGAAAGACGAUUGCAACUGCGACGGUUACGUCGGAAGCAUUUUCACAAUUGCCGUCGGCUCUGCUAGUCAGACUGGAAAAUUUCCCUGGUACGGGGAAAAGUGUCCAGCUACUCUUGCUACUACUUACAGCAGUGGGGCUUACCAUGAUCAAAUGAUUGCUACGACAGAUUUAAAAAACAAAUGUACCACUCGUCACACAGGAACAUCCGCUUCGGCUCCACUCGCUGCUGGAAUACUCGCUUUGGCAUUACAAGUCAACAAAGAGCUCACUUGGAGAGACGCUCAGCAUCUCGUUGUCGAGACUUCAGAAUACAGUCCACUCAAGCAUAAUCCUGGAUGGAAAAAAAAUUCGGCUGGCUAUUGGUUCAAUCCACGAUUCGGUUUUGGAUUAAUGAACGCUUACUCGUUAGUUCAGGCUGCUGCCAACUGGACAAAUGUUCCUGAUAAAAUUGAGUGUGCAUUUAAAAGUCAUCAGAGCUCACAAAAUGUGGCUUACGGUAAACCUGGGAUUCUAUCGUUCAACGUGAACGGCUGCGAGGAUAAAGAUGCAGAAGUAGAUUUUCUAGAACACGUACAAAUUCAAAUAACUCUUACAUACACAAUUCGCGGAGCUCUUGAAAUCUAUUUGACCUCACCUACCGGCACUAGAAUAAAAAUAUUGAAUCGUCGCAAGCUCGACGAUUCUCAAGACGGAUUUAAAAAUUGGAAAUUUAUGUCAGUUGCAACCUGGGGUGAGGACCCAAGAGGCACUUGGACUCUUCAUAUUACUGACAAUGUUGGUCCACAGUCUAAUAAUGGAACAAUCAAUGAUGUGAGAUUGAUUAUUCAUGGUACUAAAGAUCAACCAUAUUCACGUUUAAAUGGAAGAACCAGAAUUUAUAACAAUAAUUAUAAUAUGCUUAGGACAAUAGGCGAUGAAGUAAUGGAAAUGAAUGAUAAAAAUGUUAGAGCUAACAAAUGGAAUCUGGAGUCUCCGGACAAAGAGAUAAAUUUAACUGAGAAAAUUUCAAAGCCCUUGAAACCCAUCCAGGUUGAUUGGCUCCGAAGACUUUUAUUCGGUUAA